Messenger RNA from Huiozyma naganishii CBS 8797, 1458 nucleotides. It is a transcript of the gene RVB2, whose product is annotated as RuvB family ATP-dependent DNA helicase reptin. The record is from RefSeq and is a predicted model, not a curated record. Gene Ontology annotation, biological process: chromatin remodeling; box C/D snoRNP assembly; regulation of transcription by RNA polymerase II. Gene Ontology annotation, cellular component: R2TP complex; Ino80 complex; NuA4 histone acetyltransferase complex. Lineage: Eukaryota; Fungi; Ascomycota; Saccharomycetes; Saccharomycetales; Saccharomycetaceae. Bases 1 to 1458 code for a protein of 485 amino acids. Gene Ontology annotation, molecular function: ATP binding; ATP hydrolysis activity; DNA helicase activity. The transcript has a single exon.
AUGUCGAUUCAAAUUAGUGAUUCGUCGGAAACGUCCGACUCAUUGAAGUCCCUGUCGCUGAUAGCGUCGCAUUCGCAUAUUACCGGGCUCGGGCUGGAUGACAAUUUGCAACCGAGACCCUCCUCGGAGGGGAUGGUUGGCCAACUGCACGCUCGUCGGGCUGCUGGGAUAAUACUGAAGAUGGUACAGAACGGGACUAUUGCCGGGAGGGCUGUCCUCGUUGCUGGUCCACCUUCCUCGGGGAAGACUGCGCUGGCGAUGGGUCUGUCGCAGUCACUGGGCAAAGACGUGCCCUUUACUGCGAUUGCUGGUUCCGAGAUCUUUUCGCUGGAGAUUAGCAAGACAGAGGCUCUGACGCAAGCGUUUAGAAAGUCGAUCGGUAUCAAGAUCAAGGAGGAGACCGAGUUGAUAGAAGGUGAGGUUGUCGAGAUACAGAUUGACAGGUCCAUCACGGGGGGCCACAAGCAGGGGAAACUGACCAUAAAGACCACAGACAUGGAAACCAUCUACGAGUUGGGUAACAAGAUGAUCGACGGGCUGACCAAGGAGAAAGUACUUGCCGGGGACGUGAUCUCGAUAGACAAGGCGAGCGGGAAGAUUUCCAAACUGGGCAGGUCGUUUGCCAGAUCGAGAGAUUACGACGCGAUGGGUGCAGACACAAGGUUCGUUCAGUGCCCUGAGGGUGAAUUGCAGAAGAGGAAGACUGUUGUACACACUGUCUCGCUGCAUGAGAUUGACGUGAUUAACUCUAGAACUCAAGGGUUUUUGGCGUUAUUCACCGGUGACACUGGUGAAAUCCGGUCCGAGGUGAGAGAUCAGAUCAACACUAAAGUUGCUGAAUGGAAAGAGGAGGGGAAAGCGGAGAUUGUGCCCGGUGUCUUGUUCGUUGACGAGGUGCACAUGCUAGACAUUGAGUGUUUCUCCUUCAUAAACAGGGCACUUGAGGAUGAGUUUGCGCCCAUCGUCAUGAUGGCCACGAACAGAGGUAUCUCUAAGACGAGGGGUACCAAUUACAAGUCCCCUCAUGGGUUACCACUCGAUCUCUUGGACAGGUCGAUCAUCAUUACGACGAGCAACUACGACGAACCAGAGAUCAAGACCAUCUUGUCCAUAAGAGCACAGGAGGAGGAAGUCGAGUUAUCAUCUGAUGCGUUGGACCUGUUGACGAAGAGCGGGAAGGAGACGAGUCUCCGCUACAGCAGCAACCUGAUCUCUGUGUCACAGCAGAUUGCAUUGAAGAGGAAAAGCACUGUGGUCGAGGUGGCCGAUGUCAAGAGGGCAUACUUGUUGUUUUUGGACUGCGCCCGGUCUGUCAAGUACGUUCAAGACAACCAAACGCAGUACAUCGACGACGAGGGUAAAGUGGACAUCUCUGCCUCCGCGGGUGCUCCAGUUUCCGCACCAGUCGCCGUCGUGCCAGAUGCAAACGGUGUUGAUGCAAUGGACACCACGGACUAG